GUUUUCAGAUGGCGCUUCAGUCAAUCAUUGAAAAUAAGUCAAAUAAAAAAAAAGAAAUUGAACAAAUUGCGUGAAAUGUUUUCUACAUUUGUGACGGUAUAUCAAUUGCUUCCCCAAAAAUAAAGUGGAAAGAGGAAGUUGCUGAAGCAGUUUUUAACAUCAAUCAGCGAACUAAUUGAACAAAAUACGCAAUAAAUUCGCUGUAAAAUUCAAUAGCGCAACCAUAAAAACGACAUGCAAUAAGUUUCAGUGUCAUUUCAUCCGAGCUCAUUUGAUUCUUCUUCUUUUUUUUCUGGAAAAUAAAAAUUGAAUGUGUGAAACUCUUGUCACUUGCCAUCUUUUAUGUUAAUCAUCAUUUUGGUUAGAUUGAAUAUUCGGUUGUUGUCUAUUCAUGGUUUGAAUGAUUUUGUGACCAAAAUCGACUAGACAAUCAAUCCGUGGCAUAUACAUAAACUAAACACAGUGUUCGGGUGAAAAGUGUAAAUAUUGUUAGUGGUGAAAAAUCAAGGCAACAUUCUUCUUUCCGCAUUCAUACAGUCUCGGUUCGGCCACUUUAUUUUUGCGACGACACAAAAGCAAGCACACACGUUUGGGAUCCGUUUUUAUUGUCGGGGGUUAUUUUAUCUUCUUUUUGUGUGUGUGUCGAGAACAACUACACGCAAACACACACAUACACACGAUUCGCCACCCAAAAUAAAUAGAGUGAAAAGUGUGCAAAUCGAAAAUCCCAUCGAACCAUCCAGUCGAAUAAAGUGUGUGUCGGUGUAUAGAAAGAACGCAAUUUUGCAAACCGCAAAAAAAGAUGUUUUGCUAAAACAGAAAUAUGCAUAUGACAUUGUGUACGGAGGCCCUUCGACAUGAAAUGGAGUAAUUAAGUCAAACUUUGGUCACAGUGUUUGUGUCUGUGUAGUGCUACUACUGUCGCUGCUGCUGUUUGUACUACGAAAGUGUUGAAGUAUUGAACUAUUUUAAAAACAAAUGUAUGCUUCAUCCCCUUCAUCGUCUAUGCUGUACAAAACAAUAAUUAGUUCAUUGUUCGUUCAUCAAAAAUACAAAUAAUAUAUGAACGAUAUUAUUGAACAAGUUUCAAGUUCUACAUACUUUCUCAGCGACAAACGGGAGCAACAUUUAAGGUUGCCGAUUGUAAGUGACUGUCCGGCCGGUCAAACAGAAAGAAUUGCGUCUAAUCUACAUUCACCAUCAAGUAGUAGUACAAUGGCAGUGAGUCGUGUACCGUCACCACCACUCCCUGAAGUAAAUACACCAGUUGCAGAAAACUGGUGUUACACACAGGUCAAAGUUGUAAAAUUCAGCUACAUGUGGACAAUAAAUAACUUUAGCUUUUGUAGAGAAGAAAUGGGAGAAGUUUUAAAAUCAUCAACGUUUUCAGCUGGUGCUAAUGACAAACUUAAAUGGUGCCUACGAGUUAAUCCAAAAGGCUUAGAUGAAGAAAGUAAAGAUUACUUGUCACUGUAUCUCCUAUUAGUCUCGUGUAACAAAUCCGAGGUCAGAGCCAAAUUCAAAUUUUCAAUAUUGAACGCGAAACGAGAGGAAACCAAAGCAAUGGAAUCACAAAGGGCUUACCGUUUUGUUCAAGGCAAGGAUUGGGGUUUCAAGAAGUUCAUCCGACGAGACUUUCUGCUGGAUGAAGCAAAUGGAUUGUUGCCAGAGGAUAAACUAACAAUAUUUUGUGAAGUUAGCGUUGUAGCUGAUAGUGUGAAUAUUUCCGGACAAAGUAAUAUAAUCCAAUUCAAAGUUCCCGAAUGCAAAUUAUCGGAAGAUCUGGGCAAUCUGUUUGAUAAUGAGCGCUUCAGUGAUGUUACAUUAGCUGUAGGCGGUAGAGAAUUCCAGGCACACAAAGCAAUCUUGGCUGCACGAAGUCCCGUGUUUGCGGCGAUGUUUGAGCACGAAAUGGAGGAGCGGAAACAAAAUCGAGUGGCUAUUUCAGAUGUUGACCAUGAAGUAUUGAAGGAAAUGCUGCGAUUCAUUUACACCGGUAAAGCACCCAAUCUGGAAAAAAUGGCCGACGAUCUGCUUGCGGCUGCUGACAAGUAUGCUUUGGAAAAACUGAAGGUGAUGUGCGAAGAGGCACUCUGUGUUAACCUUUCUGUAGAAACCGCCGCCGACACACUGAUAUUGGCCGAUUUACACAGUGCAGACCAAUUAAAAGCCCAAACGAUAGAUUUUAUCAACACUCAUCCGACGGAUGUGACAGAAACACUAGGAUGGAAGAAUAUGAUAGCAAGUCAUCCACAUCUCAUAGCUGAGGCUUAUGGAGCGUUAGCAACACAACAAAUCCCGCCAAUUGGACCACCUCGUAAACGCGUUAAGCUGAGCUGAAAUAAAGCUUUAAUAGCGUCUACCUACAAUCACAAUAUCAAACAAAACAACAACAACGACAACGAGAACAAUAGCAGCAACAAUGUGAAUACUAAAGAGAAUAUCAACGGUGAAUUCGACAUUUCAGCAGUAGCAUCAUCUGAACACUCCGAAAGUGGCAAUUUCUAAUGCAACACAACACACACACACACACACACACACACACACAUCAAUGCCACACGGUGGAACUAAAUUACCUAAACAUCAUUAAAAAUCAUCAUCAACAGCAUCAAAUGUCACACUCAAAUCAUAUGUUAUGAUAUUUCAAGUAGUUCAGAUAAUGUGAAUGUGAAUGUGAAAGAGUGUAACAUUUAAUUUACAGUGAAAAUACACACAUUUUUCUCUCUCUGUCUCUCUCUUUCUCUCCAUACAAAUGGUUGAAUCGUCUUCGUCGAUCGAAAGGAAGACAUUAACAGAAAAACAAAAAACAAACACAAACACAGAACAAAAA
Sitodiplosis mosellana (orange wheat blossom midge) is the source of this 2830-nucleotide messenger RNA. RefSeq names its product protein roadkill (gene rdx). Gene Ontology annotation, biological process: regulation of proteolysis; proteasome-mediated ubiquitin-dependent protein catabolic process. NCBI's taxonomy places the organism in Eukaryota, Metazoa, Arthropoda, Insecta, Diptera, Cecidomyiidae. The transcript is spliced from 8 exons. The coding region runs from base 1063 to 2340 and encodes 425 amino acids. The record is from RefSeq and is a predicted model, not a curated record. Gene Ontology annotation, cellular component: nucleus; cytoplasm. Gene Ontology annotation, molecular function: ubiquitin protein ligase binding.